UGAAGCCGGCAGGGAGAGGCCGACAGGGCCGGCUCUGGUGGCUCCAGCUUCCCUCCAGCUCUGGCUCCCGGGAGCUGUUUUGAAAUUCUCUCAGCGCCUGGUAUUUUCAUGCAUUUGGCCGGGCCCCACAAAGCUGAGUCCACAAUGCGCCGGCAUGAGGAAAAAGAUGCCGAGCUGGACCGCAGGAUAGUUGCCUUGCGCAAGAAGAACCAGGCCUUACUACGAAGGUACCAGGAGAUCGAGGAAGAUCGUCGGCAGGCGGAGCAGGGGGGCAUGGCUGUGACCACUCCAGGGCUCCUCCAACCCGACAGCCUCACGGUCACCAUCAGCCAGGUUCCCGGUGAGAAGAGAGUGGUCAGCAGAAACUGGGCCAAGGCGCCCCUUUCACCUGGAGUGACUGUCACACUGACAGAUGAUGAAGAUGCUGCAGACGCACCGGGUACUUUCAGCAUGGGGGACCGGGUGGAACUUGCUGUCACCAUGGAAAACAAAGCCAAGGCCAAAAGGAUAGUAAGUGAGAAACCCACGACCCAAGCACGGAGCCCAAGGGCAAAGGGGACAUCUGGAGGAGGCCGGAGCUGGAGUUCACCCUUGCAGAUGACUUCCAACUCAGAUUCAGCAGGGAAGGGUGUUCUGGAGCCCCGGAGUCCAGGCGUGGUCCCAAGUCCACCUCCCCAACAGUCCUUGGGGCUGUCCCCUGAGGCCAGCUGGGACUACAUGCAGUGGAAACAAGAGAGAGAGCAGAUUGACCUGGCCCGCCUUGCCCGGCACAGAAACCCACAGGGUGACUGGAGCCGCCCGUGGGACCUGGACAAAGCCAAGCCCAUGCCACAGAAGUACAACAAGCCUCGGGACAAGGACCUGGCCAUGGGCAGCAGGAAGGGUCCUAGGACCCACCAGAAGCCUCAGCACCCACAAUCAUCCCUGGAUGGAAAACGUUGGGGUGGACGAUCUGGAAGACCCUCGAUGACAUCCACCAUAGGCAGCAACGCCCAGGGGAAGGAGAGGCUAACUGGCAGGGCCCGAAGGUAUGACAUGAAAGAAGAUGAGACGCUGCAGAGCCAGGAGGGAAGCCAGAGCAGCACGAAGACUCCCAGUGCUGAGGAAGAAUUCGUACAGAAGCGGAAUGAAAGGGUGCCAGACAGACAAGAGACCAUGCCUGCAACCAGCCCAAUUCCAGCCUCCCCAGAGGGGCUAAAAGGAGAGUCGGGGACCUCUACAGCCAGUUUGGCCCCAGACUCUCCACAACAUUCUGACUUGGCUCCCCUCGACCUCUCUGUGGGAGGAGCUAGCAGCCCCAAGCCUGGAAAAAGUACAUGUAUACUCAGUCCAAAGGCUGGGGCUCAGCAAAGUCCAGUGUCAUGGCCAAAUGGUUCUGAGCAGCAGACACUGGGAUGCACUGACCACCAGCCUGGGCUGGAAGUCCACAGUUGCAUUGAGUCACAGAGGGAAGCACAGACCCCAGAGCCCAAGGAGGACAGGGCUGGCAAGGCUGGGGCCCAGGAGAAUCUGACACCAAGAAGCAGGCCCUCCAGAGGAAUUGGCCCAAGGUCAAGAGGCACAAGUAAAAGAAGCAGGGCAGGAGGUCCUGGCCCUGCAGGAAGAUGCUGAGUGGAGCUCAGGAGAGUUGGGGAGCUAGGCUGCGAAGGGGAGAACUCAGUCAAGAGUCUUGUGUGUGGUGGGAGUUACGGCUGCUGGUGGGAGUCUGGUACCUUUCUGGUUGAGCAAUGCAGCAAAAUUCCACAGGGACACCGUGUAAGGGCCUCUUAUGCAUACCUCUACACUAGUGGGUUUCUACAUGUAGUCAAGGCUCUUGGUGUAUUGGCCAGGCUGGGAUCUCUUGUUCAAGGCUGGUAUCCCUGUCCUGGUCUUACCUAGGCCAUAGGCAUUUCCCACCAAGCAAGAUUUGGUAGGACCCCAAUACAUGGAUCUCCUGGCUCCUUAUAGUUCGUCAUUGCCAGGUCUCCCUCUCCAGUCACAAGCCUUCAGGCUCCUGAGCUCUAGGCAGUCUCAAAGAUGGUAUGGCCAGCCUAGCCCCUUUCUGAUAAUCAUGCCUUUAUCCAGGUGACUCACAGUUCUGCUCUUCUAAGAUGGCCAAACCAGGAUUUCAACAGUCGUUUGAGGCCUAGAGAAAGUGGUUUGGGGCUCAUGGCUGACAGGAACACAGGUGGAGAGGAACAGAAAAACCCAAGGCUUCUUGGGGGGACGGGACAUCCAGCGGGGCUCUUUGAACUGUGCUAGGAUUCUCCUUUUGCCACGGGAGAAUGAGAGAGCUCACUAGCAGGUGCUGAGCCUUCCUCCGAAUAUCCAGAUCAGACAUCGUGGGUGCCCUGAAUAGACCCUGUAGCCCAGGGUCAUUUCCUGCCCUCUCUUCCUUCUCCACUUUCCCUCACCAAGGCCAUGCAAAAGCAAGCACACAGUACAGUCAGAGGAUUAGCAACCUCAGCUAAGUGCAUCAGGAUGUGUCUUUCCAACUCCAUCCAGGCCCCUCCCAUGAGGCCCACGUCUGGUGAAUUAUCCAGACUCUGCACAAGCUGUGGCUUCCUUUUGAUACAACAAACAUUUCCUGAGCAUCUUCUCCCAGUAAUCCAGCCAGUGGGCGAGGGUGACUCUGCCAGCCGGAGGGAGGGAAGACACUCAGUCAUCCGACAGCUCAAGGCUGAAUGGCAAGUGCUGUUCUCAUCUGUAGAAGCCUGGUAGCCCUCGGUGUGAUGAGGGUAGGUGCCUGAAGAGACCCACCCUGCCUCUGCUCCCCUCUUUUGAUAUGGCAUGUGCCCUUUGCAUCUUGGUGGCACCAUGCAGCCCCCUCCUCCCCUCCUCUCUACAAGGGUAACUGGGUCUUCCAUAACCCUCAUCUUUACACGUGAGGCCUUCAACUUGGGUUCCUGCCUUGUUCUUCCUUCCUGCCUCUUGGUUCCAUGUCUAUUCCCUCUACUCAGGCAGGGGUGACUGACUCUUCAGCAGGUCAGGCUGUUUAGAGAACUCUUUUCAUGUUUUUGUGUGAUGUGUGGUGCAGGUUGAACUCAGUGGGUCUGGGGAAGGCCUGAACGUUAGCAUUUCUAAUAUGUCCCAGGUGAGGGAGACAUGGCCUCCUUUUUGGCUGAAGAACCCUUUGAGGAGUCAGGUUCUGGAUUCGAGUGUGUGAAGGGUUCAGAUUAGAGCAGACUCUAGAUCUAAAGCAAGUUUCCAGCUCUGCAAGAACUAGGGGAAUGCUACCCUGGCAAGUGGAAGAGGUCUCCUGGCUUCAGAGGUGCCCGUAGAAGAUUCCUCAGCAGUGCAUAGUGGAGUCAACUCUGUAGUGCAUCAAAAGGAAGCUGAUUGGGAUGUGACAGGAUGAAGGGGGGUGGAAGAGUCAGUGUGGUGGCUAAGAGGAAGUCCAGAAAGGGAAAAAAAUAUUCCUGUACAUAGGAGACACGCCUGGGCCAGAGUGUAGAAUCCAAAUUCACGUUUUCAUUUUGCCUUCCAGUCUCAAGUAUAUUUUGACUUUGAAGUGUGACACAGGCCCUGGUGCUCAUGACUCCUAAAGAUGGGACUGGAACAGAGCAGGUUCAGGCAGAGAGAGCUCUUGAAUCCAGAUGUUGCAAAGAAAUGGCUGUGAUCAAGAAUCUGAAUCCUUGGCUGGGGCGUAGGUUGGUAGAGUCCAUUCUCAGCACGCAUGAACUCACAGGUUCAGUCUUUAGGACAGACAGACAGACAGAGGAAAUGAGAAGAAUAGAAAGGAAGAGAGGAGAAAAGGAGGGAGUAGGGAAGAGGGAGGGAGAGAGAAAAGAUUCACAGUUUGCUUCCCACUUGAUGUUGCCAACUGUGCAAUGCGAUCCGUCAGACAACAUAGGGCAAGGCAAGUUUGACCACAGGUUGAGGAUGUAAAAAUCUGGCAGGGUUCUGGUUCAGUCUUUACAAAUGAACCUAAGCAGGAGAAGGAGCCAUUAGAGAGGACUAAGAGGACAUGGGGCUUCUCUUCAUGGGCAACAGCCUUUAGGGCACUGAGGAAAGCUGUCCCGGGGAUUGGUGAGAAUGGAAGCCAACACAGGACACCUUCAUUCCAGAAGCCUGCAGUGUGGGCAACAGCAGGAAACUCUUCCUGAGAAAGGGGAGCUCUUCUCCAGGAAAAGACACAGGCCACACCUCCCAACUCUCUGUCCAGGUUGUACCAUCCUGCUCUGUUAGAGUCAACUAUGGAGCGGAAGAAACCCAGGUCAACCAUUCCUCUCGAGGCCUCCAAGGGCCAGCCAUGGUUCUUCCUAGUUCCUAGGUCUGACGCAGAGUCUUCCCUUAGGAAACCCUCUUCCCUCCAACAAGUAGACAAGACGACUGUUUAAAAGUCUGAGUCGUCAUUAACAACGAACAACUCUGGGAAACCAGAUGCAGGGCUGGAAGGAGCCAAGCAAGGAGGGUACCCAGGAGGAGCUGGCAGGGCAAGAACACCUGGAGAUGAGGGGAACAGAGCGGGGGAAAAUGGAGAGCAUCCUGUCAGACAGGUGCGAGUUGAGAUCUCAGGCACCAGGUAGAGCGAAGCACACCUUGGAGUCUGAGAGAGUAAACCCUGCACCUCUCAUCUACCUUGCUCAACGUUAACCUCUAAAAGCCUCAGUCCCCUUACCUGCAGAAGGAGGCUUGCUGUACUGACCUUGAAGGGUUGCUGACAAUACUAGAGUGUGCAAACCAUGCCUACACUAAGUGGACACUCUGGGAACAGUAGCCCGAUGCUCUGAAAACAUGAUGAAUAAAUGAAGUGGGCGUUGA
Mus caroli (Ryukyu mouse) is the source of this 4743-nucleotide messenger RNA. It is a transcript of the gene Ccdc9b, whose product is annotated as coiled-coil domain containing 9B. The record is from RefSeq and is a predicted model, not a curated record. Lineage: Eukaryota; Metazoa; Chordata; Mammalia; Rodentia; Muridae.